AUGGCUAAAGAUAACCGCCUUUCGGAAAAGGAUGCUGUCGCCACGGCGAUCAUGCCGCCCAAGUCUGCGUCCAGCCGAGAGGACACGGGCGAUGAGAAGGCGGCAUCGAGUCUCGUCAAGAUCGAUUCGAAACCCGUGCAGCUCCCCGACCAGAAGAAUGCAGUGGACCCCUUUCAACACCUGCCGCCGGACGAGGCCUCUGUGCUGCGACGACAGGUGCUGACGCCCGAGGUCAAGGUCGGCUUCCGCACGCUGUACCGCUACGCCUCGAGGACGGACGUGGCCAUCCUGGUCGUGUCGGCCAUCUGCGGCGCGGCAUCCGGCGCCGCACUGCCGCUGAUGACAGUCGUGUUCGGCAACCUCCAGGGCAGCUUCCAAAAGUUCUUUCUCGGCACGCUCUCCCGCCACGCAUUCAUGCACAAGAUGGCCCACCAGGUGCUGUAUUUUAUCUACCUGGCCAUCGGCGAGUUUGUCACCACGUACAUCUCCACAGUCGGCUUCAUCUACACGGGCGAGCACAUCAGCUCCAAGAUCCGCGAGCACUACCUCGAGAGCUGCAUGCGCCAAAACAUUGGCUUCUUCGACAAGCUGGGCGCCGGCGAGGUCACGACGCGCAUCACGGCCGACGCGAACCUGGUGCAGGAGGGCAUCUCAGAGAAGAUUGGCCUGACGCUUGCGGCAGUGGCCACCUUUUUUACCGCCUUUGUCAUCGGCUUCGUCGAGUACUGGAAGAUGACGCUGAUCCUGCUGUCGACGGUGGUGGCGCUGGUUACUGUCAUGGGCGGUGGGUCGCGCUUCAUCGUCCGGUACAGCAAGCUGUCAGUGGCGGCUUAUGCCGAGGGCGGCAGCGUGGCCGAGGAGGUCAUCAGCUCGAUCCGCAACAGCGUGGCCUUUGGCACGCAGGACCGCCUGGCCCGCCGCUACGACGAGUACCUGACACGGGCCGAAGGCCAUGGCUUCCGCGUCAAGGCGGUGCUCUCGAUUAUGAUUGCCUGCAUGAUGUGCAUCCUAUACCUCAACUACGGCCUGGCCUUUUACGUAGGCAGCAACUUUGUGCUCGACAAUGUGAUCCCGCUGUCCAAGGUGCUUAUCAUCAUGAUGUCCGUCAUGAUGGGCGCCUUCAACCUGGGCAACGUGGCGCCCAACAUCCAGGCCUUCACGACCGGCCUGGCGGCCGCGGCUAAGAUCUUCAACACGAUCGACCGGAUCUCGUGCCUGGACCCGACGUCAGACGAGGGCGAAAAGCCGGCUGGGCUGGUGGGCGCGAUCCGGCUGGAGCACAUCAAGCACAUCUACCCGUCACGACCCGAGGUGGUGGUGAUGGAGGACGUGUCGCUGGAGAUUCCGGCCGGCAAGACGACGGCACUGGUGGGCGCUUCGGGGUCGGGCAAGUCGACCAUUGUCGGCCUGGUCGAGCGGUUCUACCACCCGGUGCAGGGCACGGUCUACCUGGACGGCCACGACAUCAGCAAGCUGAACCUGCGGUGGCUGCGGCAGAACAUCUCGCUCGUGCAGCAGGAGCCCAUCUUGUUUGGCACGACCAUCUAUGAAAACAUUGCUCACGGCCUCAUCGGCAGCCGGCACGAGCAGGCGGGCGUGGAGGAGAAGCUGGCGCUGAUCGAGGACGCGGCACGCAAGGCCAACGCGCACGACUUCAUCACCGGUCUGCCCGAGGGCUACGAGACAAACGUGGGCGAGCGCGGCUUCCUGCUGUCGGGCGGCCAGAAGCAGCGUAUCGCCAUUGCGCGGGCGAUCGUGUCGGACCCGAAGAUCCUGCUGUUGGACGAGGCCACAUCGGCGCUGGACACGCGGUCCGAGGGCGUGGUGCAGGCGGCUUUGGACGUAGCAGCUGCCGGACGGACGACCAUUACGAUUGCGCAUCGACUGAGCACGAUCAAGGACGCGCACAACAUCGUGGUCAUGUCGUCGGGGCGGAUCGUCGAACAGGGCACGCACAACGAGCUGAUCGAGCGGCGCGGCGCCUACUACAACCUGGUGGCGGCACAGAGCAUCGCGACCGUGAACGCACCGACGUCCGAGGAACAGGAAGCACUGGACGCCAAGGCAGACGCAGAACUGGUGCGCAAGGUGACGGGUGGCAGCAGCAGCAGCAGCGCGGACGUGGAGGCCAAGGACGGCUCAGCCACAGAAGGCACAGCCACAGGAACGGGUGAUUACUCAGCAGACCCGGACGACGACAUGGCACGCAAGCUGCAGCGGUCGGCGACGCAGCACUCGCUGUCGAGCCUGGCGGUGAAGGCGCGCAAGCCGGAGGCGGAAGACGCAGCGGCACGCUACGGGUUGAUGACGCUGAUCCGGCUGAUCGCAGGGUUCAACAGCUCAGAGUGGCCGCUGAUGUGCGUGGCGCUGGUGUUCUCGAUCAUCUGCGGUGGCGGCAACCCGACGCAGGCGGUGUUCUUCGCGAAGCAGAUCAGCACACUGUCGGUGGUGGUGACGCCACAGAACCGCGGCCAGGUGCGGCACGAUGCGCACUUUUGGUGUCUGAUGUACCUGAUGCUGGGACUGGUGCAACUGCUUGCAUUUUCGAUCCAGGGAGGCUUAUUCGCACUGUGCUCUGAACGGCUUGUGCAUCGAGCACGUGACAGGGCCUUUCGCUCCAUGUUGCGACAGGACAUCUCCUUCUUCGACCGGGACGAGAACACGGCGGGCGCACUGACAUCGUUCCUGUCGACGGAGGUGACGCACGCUGCCGGGCUGAGCGGCGCGACGCUAGGGACACUGCUGACGGUGGCGACGACGCUAAUCGCCGCGCUGACGCUGUCGAUUGCGAUCGGGUGGAAGCUGGCGCUGGUGUGCACGUCGACGAUUCCGAUCCUGCUGGGCUGCGGCUACUUCCGGUUCUGGAUGCUGGCGCACUACCAGCGGCGGGCAAAGCGGGCCUACGAGGGCUCGGCGAGCUACGCGAGCGAGGCGAUCACGGCCAUCCGGACAGUGGCCUCGCUGACGCGCGAAGACGACGUGGUGCAGCACUAUCGCGCCGACCUGGCAGCACAGCUGCAGACAUCGACGGUGUCGGUGCUGCGGUCGUCGCUGCUGUACGCGGCGUCGCAAUCGCUAACAUUUCUGGUCCUGGCCCUGGGUUUCUGGUAUGGUGGCAAGCUGCUGUCGGAGGGGGCCUACGACAUGUUCAGCUUCUUUGUCGUCUUCUCAGCCGUCACCUUUGGCGCCCAGUCAGCCGGCACGUUCUUUUCCUUUGCGCCCGACAUGGGCAAGGCCCGCCAGGCGAGCGCCGAGCUGAAGCACCUGUUUGAGCGCCCGGUGGCCAUUGACGCCUGGUCGACGGCUGGUCGAUCGGUCGACUCGUUCGACCACCCGAUCGAGUUCCGCGACGUCCACUUCCGUUAUCCCACCCGCCUCGAGCAGCCCGUGCUGCGCGGUCUCAGCCUGACCGUCCACCCGGGCCAGUACGUCGCCCUCGUCGGUGCCUCCGGCUGCGGCAAGUCUACUACCAUCGCCCUGCUCGAGCGCUUCUACGAUCCGCUCGCCGGCGGCAUCUUCCUCGACGGCCACGACAUUGCCGGUCUCAACGUGAGCGCCUAUCGUCGCGGCAUCGCCCUGGUCUCCCAGGAACCGACCCUGUAUAUGGGCACUAUCCGCGAGAACAUUUUGUUGGGCGCCCUCGACGAGACCGCCGUGACCAACGAGGCCGUCGAGUUUGCCUGCCGCGAGGCCAACAUCUACGACUUCAUCGUCAGCCUACCAGAUGGCUUCAACACUCUCGUCGGUAGCAAGGGCGCGCUCCUGUCGGGCGGCCAGAAACAACGCAUCGCCAUUGCGCGGGCCCUGAUCCGGGAUCCCAAGAUUCUACUCCUUGACGAAGCGACGUCUGCGCUCGACAGCGAGAGCGAAAAGGUCGUCCAGGCCGCCCUCGACAAGGCCGCCAAAGGUCGCACCACCAUCGCCGUCGCCCACCGCCUCAGCACGAUCCAAAAGGCCGACGUGAUCUACGUCUUCGACCAGGGCCGCAUCGUCGAGCAGGGCACCCACGUCGAGCUCAUGCAGCGCAACGGCCGCUACGCCGAGCUGGUCAACCUGCAGAGCCUUGAAAAGCAUCAGUAG
Messenger RNA from Grosmannia clavigera kw1407, 4080 nucleotides. RefSeq names its product ABC multidrug transporter mdr1. NCBI's taxonomy places the organism in Eukaryota, Fungi, Ascomycota, Sordariomycetes, Ophiostomatales, Ophiostomataceae. Gene Ontology annotation, biological process: transmembrane transport. The coding region runs from base 1 to 4080 and encodes 1359 amino acids. Gene Ontology annotation, cellular component: membrane. Gene Ontology annotation, molecular function: ABC-type transporter activity; ATP binding; ATP hydrolysis activity. The transcript is spliced from 2 exons. The record is from RefSeq and is a predicted model, not a curated record.